CCGACCGGGUCGGCGGCGUCUCCAGUUCUAAAUAGCAUCCUUCGGACUUGGCCCCGCGGCCCCACUCCCCGAUCUCGGUGCUGCCUGGGCUCUGGCAUCCUCUCCCUAGGUGUCCUCCAAACGAUCACCUCACGGAUUCCUUAUGGAUCGCAGCUCCAAGAGGAGGCAGGUGAAGCCUUUGGCAGCUUCUCUGCUAGAAGCUCUCGAUUACGAUAGUUCAGAUGACAGUGAUUUUAAAGUUGGAGAUGCUUCAGAUUCUGAAGGGAGUGGUAAUGGAAGUGAAGACCCAUCAAAGGACAGUGGCGAAGGCUCCUGUAGUGAUUCUGAAGAAAAUAUUUUAGAGGAGGAACUAAAUGAAGGUAUUAAAAUAAAAGAAGAACAAAUAAAAAAUUCUGUGGAGGAAGAAAUACUCUCAUCAGAAAAACAGUUAAUUAAAAUGGAAAAAAAGGAGGAGGAAGAGAAUGGCGAAAGACCCAGGAAGAAAAAGGAGAAGGAGAAGGAGAGUGAAAAGGAAGCAGACAAAGCCACAGUGUCUGAUAGCACGGCAGCUCCUGCUGCUGCCCCUGCCUCUGCCCCGAGCCCUCAGGCCGUUAAUGCAUCUCCGUCUGUCCCCAACACGACACCCGCCACCGAAGAGCAAGUUAGUGAGCCCAAAAAGUGGAACCUCCGUCGAAACCGACCGCUGUUGGAUUUUGUGUCCAUGGAAGAGCUGAACGACAUGGAUGACUAUGACAGCGAGGAUGACAAUGAUUGGCGACCCACUGUAGCAAAGAGAAAGGGAAGAUCUGCCUCCCAUAGAGAGGGGAGUGAUGGAGACAAUGAUGAUGAUGAAGACGAGGGAAGUGGGAGUGAUGAGGAUGAGAAUGACGAAGGCCAUGAUGAUGAUCAUAGCAGUCCUGCCAGUGAGGUUUGCAAGAAGAAGAAGAGCAAAGUUCUUAGCAGAAACAGUGCUGAUGACGAAGAACUGACCAAUGAUAGCCUGACACUUUCUCAAAGCAAGAGUAAUGAGGACUCGCUGAUUCUUGAGAAGAGUCAAAACUGGAGUUCUCAAAAAAUGGACCACAUUCUGAUUUGCUGUGUUUGUCUUGGCGAUAACAGCGAAGAUGCUGAUGAAAUAAUCCAAUGUGACAAUUGUGGCAUCACAGUCCAUGAAGGUUGCUAUGGCGUUGAUGGAGAAAGUGACUCUAUUAUGAGCUCUGCUUCUGAAAACUCCACUGAACCCUGGUUUUGUGAUGCCUGUAAAUGUGGCGUUUCCCCUAGUUGUGAACUGUGCCCGAAUCAGGAUGGAAUUUUCAAGGAGACAGAUGCUGGAAGAUGGGUUCACAUUGUUUGUGCCCUGUAUGUGCCUGGAGUGGCCUUUGGAGAUAUUGACAAGUUACGUCCAGUGACACUGACGGAAAUGAACUAUUCCAAAUAUGGUGCCAAGGAAUGUAGCUUCUGUGAAGACCCUCGUUUUGCUAGAACUGGAGUUUGCAUCAGCUGCGAUGCAGGGAUGUGCCGAGCCUAUUUUCAUGUUACCUGUGCCCAGAAGGAAGGGUUGCUUUCAGAGGCGGCAGCAGAAGAGGAUAUAGCAGAUCCAUUUUUUGCUUAUUGUAAGCAGCACGCAGAUAGGUUAGACAGAAAGUGGAAGAGAAAAAAUUACUUGGCUCUACAAUCCUAUUGUAAAAUGUCUUUGCAAGAGAGAGAGAAACAACUGUCGCCAGAAGCACAGGCAAGGAUCAAUGCCCGGCUUCAACAAUAUCGCGCCAAAGCAGAGCUAGCUCGAUCAACUAGGCCGCAGGCCUGGGUUCCAAGGGAAAAACUGCCCAGACCACUCACUAGUAGUGCUUCAGCCAUUCGUAAACUGAUGCGGAAAGCAGAGCUAAUGGGUAUCAGCACAGAUAUCUUCCCAGUGGACAAUUCAGAUACUAGUUCUAGUGUGGAUGGAAGGAGAAAACAUAAACAACCAGCUCUCACUGCUGAUUUUGUGAAUUAUUAUUUUGAGAGAAAUAUGCGCAUGAUUCAAAUUCAGGAAAAUAUGGCUGAACAAAAGAAUAUAAAGGAUAAAUUAGAGAAUGAACAAGAAAAGCUUCAUGUGGAAUAUAAUAAGUUAUGCGAAUCUUUAGAAGAGCUGCAGAAUCUGAAUGGAAAACUUCGAAGCGAAGGUCAAGGCAUAUGGGCCUUGCUUGGCAGAAUCACAGGCCAGAAGUUGAACAUACCAGCUAUUUUGCGAGCACCAAAAGAGAGAAAACCAAGUAAAAAGGAAGGAGGCACACAAAAAACAUCUACUCUUCCAGCAGUGCUUUAUAGUUGUGGGAUUUGUAAGAAGAACCAUGAUCAGCACCUUCUCCUGUUGUGUGACACUUGCAAACUCCACUACCACCUUGGGUGUUUGGACCCCCCUCUAACACGGAUGCCAAGGAAGACCAAAAACAGUUACUGGCAGUGCUCAGAAUGUGACCAAGCGGGCAGUAGUGACAUGGAAGCAGACAUGGCCAUGGAAACCUUACCAGAUGGGACCAAACGAUCAAGGAGGCAGAUUAAGGAACCAGUGAAAUUUGUUCCACAGGAUGUACCCCCAGAACCCAAGAAGAUUCCCAUAAGAAACACGAGAACCAGAGGACGGAAACGAAGCUUCGCGCAUGAGGACGAGAAACAUGAGGAGAGAGCUCCUAGGGAAAGAAGACAAAGGCAGUCUGUAUUACAAAAGAAGCCCAAGGCUGAGGAUUUAAGAACUGAAUGUGCAACUUGCAAGGGAACUGGAGACAAUGAAAACCUUGUCAGGUGUGAUGAAUGCAGACUCUGCUACCAUUUUGGCUGUUUGGAUCCCCCUUUGAAAAAGUCUCCCAAGCAAACAGGCUAUGGAUGGAUAUGUCAGGAGUGCGACUCCUCGUCUUCUAAGGUGAGAAGGAGCCAGAUUAUUUUCAAGGAAGAGCACCUGCAGUUCUCGGUGGGAGUCUGAGCCAAGGGACCACCACAUCCUGAGAUAUCACUCAUUGAUGUCACCUUUAAAAAGAUCAGAUUGUGACGGCUGCACAUACUGGUGGCUCUGAACCUUUUUGAUGUACUUGCAAUUUUAAACUAGCCUCAUUUCUACUCCACAGGCGUUGUUUGGCACUUACUGCAUGUCACAUCCUGCUCCAGACUGAGGACAAAAGAAAACAAAGCUGAACUCAUUACUGCUGUGUCUCGCGGCAGCCCCAUGUGGUACAGAGAACAAGGGCCCCACGGAGUUUUCUCUACAAACGCUUAGUCAGGUCUUCCUUCUGGGAAGCUAUGGGUGGGUUCCACCCUUAAGCUAGUAGUGGCGUGUACAUGUAUUUGAAAACCGGGGACCUUAGGGACUAUAAAGGGGAAAGCAUGUUCGUAUGCAGUUUACAACCUACUUGGGGAAAUAAGUAUAUAAUCCGUAAAUUACAAUAUAGCAUGUUAAUGGCAACAAAGGCCAGCAGGAAAAACACAUGGUUGUCUUCAUACCUGGAAAACAUGUCCCAUGCAUCGCUCUUAAUUGUGCUGAAGGAAUCUGCUACACGGAGAUCAUCCCAGGAUUAUUUGGAAGUGUUGUAAAAUCAAAACUUAACAGUGGUCUUGGGGGAAAAGGAAAUCACUGUAGAACUUUGUGACUACUCAGUUGUGAAAUGCAUUUUCCAUUCUGAAUAACUCCUGGCUUCUCUGAUUAACAUUGUGAUAAAACAUCAGUGUUCUCUUGAGGAGUCUCUAAAUUAGUUCAUUGAGAAUGCUUAUCUGAAUAUUGUAUAAGAAAUAAGUAAUUAUAUUUGGAUUGUUCACAAAAAUUUCUUAAGGAGCUUUGAGGAUAAGAGUAUUGGCUAUCAAUUAGUAAACAAGAGAGCCCUGCUCUUUGUAUGUAUCGGUAAAGAUCAUUCAAUUCUUCCUUUCCAUUCUAAGGUCUUUCAUACUUAAAAAUCUUUUAUGUUUAUGCUACCACUGUGGAUAAAUCACAUGGAAAAACAAUAGAUCUGCAUAUCUCAAUUAUUUGUGGAAAGGUAAAUACAUCCAGUAGAUUAAGCUAAGUGGAAUAAGCAUGUAUAUAACUUUAGUUAUUUUUAUUUUACUAUUUUAACACUGCCCAGAUUUCUUAAAUUUACCAGUAAAGAGAAAGGCAAUAGGUAUCACUAGGAUCAUGUUCAGUUAGAAAACCUGAAUUAAAAAGUAGUAUCUCAGAAGUUGUAUAGCAAUUUUUUGUCCUCUAGUGUGACGUUUACAACAUUUCAAAAUAUGGACACUUUCUUGUUUUCCCAAAGGCUUGGAGUGGAACUCUGAAGCAAUUCUUCCUGGUACGGUUAUGGCCAAUGAAAUCCAGGGACAGACUAGAAUUUGUAAAAUGUGGGUACCUGGAACAAUACCUAGAAUAGGAAAAUUAUGGUUUGCCUUCCUGAUAAAAACACAACCUCCCCUUUCGAAAGCCAGGGUAGUGUGUGUGUUGCAUAAUAAUCAAAACUCGAGUCUCAAACAAAGAAGCCCUGCUCAAAGAUGACAGUGAACAGAGUGUCUGUCACUCUCCAAGGUCCUGGCAACAAUGCAAUCCGCUCAUCAAGCUCUGGAAAGGCUUGAGCUUGGGUGAGCGGUGAGAUGCGCCCAAGAAAGUGUAGUAUUUCCAAGAAAGGAUUAUGAGGCAUACCCAAGAAAGUGUUAACAAUGGGGAAAUGGGGAACCCUGACAGCUGAAUUUCAGAAGGCAACAGCAUGUGCCACCUCAAGAAAGUAUUUGCAAGUGGGAAAAUUAAAAAUGGAAUUUUAGAAAGUGACAGGAUGCAAGAUCGGACUCUCUCACUGUCUUUGAACUGUUGACUGAUUUAAAGCAUUUGCGUAACUAAAGGAAUAUAGAUUAUCACUAUAAACUUAGCUGUAUUACACUCAACUGAAAGAUUAUAUACCAUGUCUAUGAUUUUAGCCAAAAGGUCACAUAUCAUGUUUAUACCUGAAUGGUUCUCUUUGUAUAUUAACCCUUCCUGUUGAUCCCUCAGGAUGGCUUGGGAGGGACUUGACACAUGUCCAGCAGUGAUAGCAAGAUUCGACCUCUGAUUCAGAAUGACUUGCCAACAGGAAAGGCCAUCCCAUAAUAAGUUCAAUGCACCAUCUCAGGGCCCCUUACAAUAUUAAACCACCUUGCGAGAUGGAUGUGAGCACACCCUAUUACCAUGACCUCACCUGUGGGCCGGGCUUCUUGGAAUUUCCCCAUUCAAAAUUAAUAUGCAUUACUCCAGUAAGCAUACAACAUUAUAUGAAACUCCCUUAGUUCCAACUAGUCAGAGUCCCAGUAUCCUUGCUCUCUGUCCCAGAGGGAACUCCUCAUGAAGGUUCUUAACCGUAGUAAAGGUGUUCAUGCUUGAGAGAGUUUCUACUGUUGUCUUUUAGAGCGGCAUCUGGUUAGAGGCUCAUGGGGCCUUUUUGAAGGCCAUCAAUUCAUACUUUCCUUUAUUCCCUUAUCAUUCCGGAUGCCCACACACUGCAAUUCCCAGUCUGUUCCAGUUUCCCUUUGUUGGCCUUAACUGAACCAGGAAGAACCCGAUAGAAUCCUACUUUGGCGUUAGCCUUGCUCCAUCUACUGGACAACUUUAGGGUUUGCAUAUGCUCUGAGACCAAAAUCAAACUCCUCGCUGUGGAGGUCAUUGCCUUCUAGGGACACUAUAAAACAGAGUAAAACUGCCCCUUCGGGUUUCUGAGGCUUAAAAUCUUCACAGGAGUAGAAAUCCCCAUCAUUCUUUUGUGGAGCUACUGGUGGAUUUGAACUGUGACCUUGUGUUUUUUAGCCCAAUGCUCAACUCACUGUGCCACCAGGGCUCCUUCUGUCCUAAGGCAGCAAUAGGUUUUGUGGUUAGUCAGUGCUAAUUCCUGGAUAUCUUUGGGAUAUGAACAGAUUCAUAUUUAAUAUUUAUUAUGUUACUGGCCAUGGCUGCGUGUCCCUGGGGUUUUAUUUUAAAUAUGGUUUAUCUUUCUCUGUGCUCGCUGCCAAUAAAACAAACAAGUCCAAAAACCCAACUGCCACUGAGUCAAUUCAGACUUCUAGCCCUAC
Messenger RNA from Echinops telfairi (small Madagascar hedgehog), 6012 nucleotides. It is a transcript of the gene PHF14, whose product is annotated as PHD finger protein 14. Bases 143 to 2941 code for a protein of 932 amino acids. Lineage: Eukaryota; Metazoa; Chordata; Mammalia; Afrosoricida; Tenrecidae. Gene Ontology annotation, biological process: regulation of transcription by RNA polymerase II. The record is from RefSeq and is a predicted model, not a curated record. The transcript is spliced from 18 exons.